Molecule: messenger RNA, 1391 nt
Organism: Panonychus citri (citrus red mite)
Lineage: Eukaryota; Metazoa; Arthropoda; Arachnida; Trombidiformes; Tetranychidae
Gene: Hen1
Product: small RNA 2'-O-methyltransferase-like
Biological process (GO): RNA methylation; siRNA processing; piRNA processing
Cellular component (GO): nucleus; cytoplasm
Molecular function (GO): O-methyltransferase activity; S-adenosylmethionine-dependent methyltransferase activity; RNA methyltransferase activity
Source: RefSeq, a predicted model, not a curated record
GAUUUAGUUUUUUUCUUGUUGUUGUUGUUAAUUGUUGAUUGUUUUUGAUUAAAAUGUGUACCGAAAUGGAGGAAACUGAAGCCCAACGUGAGAAAUUGUUUGAAAACACUCGUCGAAUAUUCAAUCCACCUUUAUAUUUACAACGUUAUGAUGCCGUUAUCGGUGCAGUGAUCAACAAUAAGGAGACAAUUAAAAGUGUCGCUGACUUGGGCUGUUCGGAAGGUAAUUUAUUGAAAUACUUUAAACCAAUUGGACAUUUAGAGAAAAUAAUUGCUGUUGAUUUGGAUGAUUUUUCACUUGCCUAUGCUAAUAGGAAAAUUGAACCAAUUGUUGCUGAUUAUAUUAUGGGUCGUCAGGUACAAUUAGAUGUUUAUAUUUACCAAGGUGACAUUUGUAAACCUGAUCCUCGUUUAAUUGGUAUCGAUGCAAUUUCUUGUGUUGAAGUUAUUGAGCACAUGGAAGAGGAUAAAGUUGAUGAGCUGGUUGAUUAUUUUGGUAUCUAUAAACCUAAAUUGGUCGCAAUUACAACGCCAAAUAUUGAAUUUAAUGUUAUCUUUGGUAAUAAGGAGCCAAGAUUCCGUCACUAUGAUCAUAAAUUUGAAUGGACUCGAAGUCAAUUUCAUGAUUGGUGUGAAAAGGUGAUCACUAAUUAUCCAGAUUAUUAUUAUGAGAUAACGGGAGUUGGUAUUCCCACCAAAGAGUAUCCAAAUGUUGGCUAUGCCUCACAAAUCGCCUACUUCCGACCACACCCAACAAAAAAACUGGACUGUCAAUCGGUGGUGGUUGAUAGUAAUACGCUUCAAGAAACAUAUCGGGAACUUUGGCAUCACACUUAUGAACAAAAGACUCAGGAACCAUUUAAACCAAUCGAUUGGUGUUUUUGAUUAACAUGCUCUCCGAUCAACCAAAAAAAAAACACCAAGAAAAUCAAUCAAUUCAACAUUUGAUUUCAAUGCUCAACACAAUCAAAAAAAAGCAACAAAGUAAACAAAGAUCACAAUCUUAUCGCCAUAUAGAGUAUAUAUUUUGACCGAUGAUCUCUCAUAUACCUUUCCAUUAUUAUUACCAUUAAUUGUUACAUUUUCCACAUUUAAAUUUUCUCUCUCUCUCUCUCUCGUUUUCCGUAUCUUUUUUUACCUAAUUAACUUUAAUUCAUUGACAUUAAUUUUCCUACUCCAAUGAUUUUCUGACACAGCCAAAACUUGACAAACAAUCAAGGAAAACAACCAAUUGAAGACACACCAUCAUUGUGCUACUGAUUAAACCAAUUAAUCAGAAGUGUGUUCAAUUUUUGUUCAAUUAGAAACACAAAAUUUGUAUUAAUAUUUGUUUCCAAUGAAAAAAAAUGAUCUCAUUGAUUUGUUACUCUAAUUAAACCAUUCUAAUAAUGA